GUAAAGCCCGUUCUCCACUAGGCGAAUUUAUUCGCGCGAACAGAUAAAAAGUAGGAAGCGAUCCUACUUUUUCGCCGCGAAUUUUUUCGCCGACCAAUCACGUUGCCGGAUUUCGGUUUUCGCUUCGCGUCGCGCGAAAAAAUUCGCCUAGUGGAAAACGGCCUUAAAUGAAGUAUUGUAGUUUAUUUGAGAUUGAGGAGUGAGGAAUAUGAAUCUGGAGUGAGGAAUUUGAAUUUAGAGUGAUGAAUUUGAAUUUGAAGUGAGGAAUUUGAAUUUGAAGUGAGGAAUUUGAAUUUAGAGUGAUGAUUUUGAAUCUGGAGUGAGGAAUUUGAAUUUGAAGUUAUGAAAUUUAAGUUGAUAUCUGAUUUAUUAUUGACGUUGCACUUGUGGGCCACCGUAUAUAAAUAAUAUGGAAACGGAGCAGAGAUGUGACUACUUUUUCAAAGGUGAUUAUUUUGAAUUUGGCACAAGAACUGAGUUUUAAAUGCAUGAAUCGUACGAUUUAGUAUCAAGAAUUUAUUUUGUCUUAAAUUUGUAUAUAGUUGUUUUAAUUGGAGAUUGUGGCGUCGGGAAAACAGAGUUGCUGACAAGGUUCACGCCAAACGGGUUUGAUUUUAAUGAUUUAGAGUCAAAAUGCACUAUGGGCAUAGACUUUAAGAUUAGAAGCGUUCAAGUCGAUAAUAAAAUGAUAAAAGGUCAAUUUUGGGAUACUGGUAAGUUCUAACCUGAAGUUCAGCCCCUAAUUUUAAAUAGGGCCUUACCAUUGAACUAUAAAUAAACUGGAAGGCUAACUCAGGGGGGGGGGGGGGUUGGGGAGUGUAUUUUGUUUUUUCUGAUUAUAGCCAUCAACACUGAACGUUAUUAUAUAAUUGGAGUUUAUUGAAAAAUCCAUUACAGAAAAUUCCCAAGACUUUAAAUAAAAGGGAAACAUUGGAAAACCACAAUCACACCACCACCUGCCAUUUCAGCUGUUUUGCAUUUUUAAACAUUUUUCGCUGAAGUCUCUAGCUCAAUCAAUAGCAAUUUUCAAUAGCUUCAAUUUGAUAUAUAGCCCGACGUUUGGGGUCAAGUAUUUCUGCUCAUAACUCAGAAAAACUAUUUUGGCUUCAUCAAAUCAUAGGCCUUCAUCAUAGCAGUUAGCCUUCCAGUUUAUUUAUAGUUCAAUGGGCCUGAUACAAAACCUGUCUAAACUGUGGGAUUCCUGUCCAUCUGGUAGGGCCUGAAUUUCAGGUUAGGUAAGUUCCUAAUGAUGUGUUUUUACUCCAUGUUUUUAUUUUUUAUUUUUAAUCCCCAAAAAAAAACAACAGGCUUUUUAUUAAGGCCCCUAGAUUAGGAUUAACUAUUUAAAUUUUGUCAGUUCAAAACUUUCAAAACAAAACAAUAACUAUAGUCUAUAAUCUUAUAUACAAAGUUGAUUGUUCAAUUGAUUAUACAUAGUAGCAAUGUAAAUUACAUGUAUAACCAUGCACUACCUAGCUAGUACAUAUUAACAUAUAUAUUAUAUAUAAUUAAAUAUACACACAUAUAUAUACAUAUAUAUAUAGUUGCAAUGUAUACGUAUAGAAACUUCAAAAAGUUCAAAAUACAUGAAAUUGGAGUUUAAUAGUUUAUUAAGUCUAAGAUUAAAUACUGCAGUUUUGCAAGAGGUGCUUUUUAGCAGUGCUGUAAAAGUUACUCAUUUUUUGGAACUAGUUACAGUUACAGUCCCAAAAAAGGAACUAGUUACUGGUAAAAGUUACACUUAAAAAAAUGUAACUAGUUGCCAUUACAAAAUUACUUCAAUAUUUUUGUAACUAGUUAUAAGUUACUUCAAGUAAGAAAAAACCCAGUUUUUUUCAACGUAAUGAUUAGUGGUCAGCAGAUUGACGUUAAUGAUUUGUAAACGUUAUGUAACCUUACCACUAAUGGAUCUCUCAACUGUGUUAAGCACUGAAGCAUGCGUUGUCGUAGAAAACUGUGAGGAGAAUUUCGAGAACUGAGAGGUGAAUUGUAAAGUUUUAACCGCAAGAAUGUAACGAAAAAAGUAACAUAAACAUUGGCUAUAAAAGUAACACGUUAUCGUUUCAUUUUAGGCCAAAAUGUAACUUGUUACAGUUACCUUAUUUUUAAAGGUAACUAGUUACCGUUACAGUUACUCAAAAAGUAACGAUUACUUGUAAUUUCGUUACUUGUAACGAAGUUACUUACAGCACUGCUUUUUAGUUAUUUUUUUAAAAGAUUGAAGGGAUCUAAAAUUUUUAUAUAAUUAUAUUUUUUCUAAACCAUUCCAAAUAUCCACUCCCUUGUUUGAAAGAGUAUGUUUUACAUAAUUGGUUCUUUUAUAAGAUUUAUGAAGCUGUGAUUUUUUCCUUAUAUUGUGUUGAUGAACAUCUAAGUGUGAAAUAGUUGGUAAAUGCUUCGGGUAAAUUUUUUAAGUUAAAAUAUCAAAACAGAAAUAAACUGGUUAAAAAGUCAUUCACUUGAAAAAUGUUUAGUAUUUCUAAAUGUUUGAAAAUAGUUUCAAUGUGUUCAGAGUAUGACUUAGAAAUUGUUAUGUGCAUAAUUUUCUUUUGUAUAUUCAUUAUCUUUUGAAUUCUUGUUUUAUACGUAUUACCCCAGAUUAGGUUCCCAUAAAUCAGAUAUGGAUAGACCAGUGCAUAAUAAACUAGCUUUAGAGUAUUAAGAUUAGUAAAAUGACGUAUUCUGGAAAUUUUACUUGAUGCUUUUAUAAUUUUAUUAGAGAUUAAAUUAAUAUGUUGUUUCCAGGUUAAGCACUCGUCAAUAACAACGCCUAGAAAUGUAGUGUCUUUAACUUGCUUAAUUAUUUGUUCAUUUAUAGAAAUAGUUACAAUGUUUUUGUUUUUUCUUCGAUGAUCUAAAUAUCAUAAAUUUAGUUUUCGCUGUGUUUAUAGAUAAUUUAUUUAUAUUCAGCCAAUCCGAUAUUUUAUUGAUUUCUAUUAAUUUGCAUGACUUCAUUAAGUGUUUUUAGACAGGUAUGACUAUAAAAUACAUUAGUAUCAUCUGCAAAUAGAAUAAUAGAAACUAUUUUACUGCAGUUUUGAAUAUCAUUUAUAUAUAAUAGAAACAGCAGUGGCCCAAGUAUUGAUCCUUGGCAAAUAUUUUGUGCAGACAACCUUUUACUACUUGCUAAUAUGAUUUCUGUUUUAUGAAUUGUGUUUUUAGCUGGGCAAGAAAGCUACAUGUCAGUGACUAGGCAGUAAGUAAUUCAUUGUAUUAUAUAGUUUUAUUUAGUGUGUUUAUUUAGGCAUCAGGCCAUUUUGUAAGCAGGGCCUUUUUAUGAGUUGAACAUAAAAUCAUGUCAAGACUGGUCUUAUAUCAAUUAAUUAGUUUCAAUAUUUAGUUGGUUCGGGUGUAAAAUGCUACUUAUUGUGAUGUGCAAGGGUGAAGAGUCUAUCAACAAAUAGAUUCUGCUUUCUACCACAGUGCAGACAAAUCUCACAACUUGUCAACAAGAUGUGUUUGCAACAGGCUUGUAGCAAGCUUGUCAACAAGUUGUAACAAUGCUGUUAUUUUAUCCAGUUGCUACAAGGUUGUCACUCACAACUUGUUGACAAAUUAUUGAAUUGCAAGACAAUAACAAGUUGUUGGAACAACUUGUAACAAGUCUGUUGAGCUCAACAACCUUGCAGCAAGUUGUCAACAAGCCAUUGACAACAUGCCAACAAGCCAUUGACAACAUGUCAACAAGCUGGGAACAAGCAGUGCGAACACAUCUUGACAAGUGCAACAAGUCUGCUGCAGGUUUGUUACAACUUGUGUGUUUUUACGUGUGUAGACUAGGGUCUAUCCAGUUUAUUAUGAGAUCAGUUUUGAACUUGAAAUGGAAAAGCGAGCGAGACUUGAAACUUGGCAUUAAUUAAUGUUCAGAAUAUUAACGAGCAUCUUACCUUAAAUCAUUCGGGGGGGGGGGGGAGACUUUCUCCAAGCCUAGCUAAUUUUAAUAAAUAUUACUACGUUUUAUUAAUAGUCUUAAUACUAUAUACUUUUGUUUAUGUUUUUGUUAAAACAUGAGCAGCCGAUCUUUAUCUGAUAUACAAACUGGAGCUGAAGGCGAGAAUUCGUCAUGAAUUAUUAAUGAGCUUUUUAAAUGACGAUGAUAUACUAUAGUGAAAGAAUGGCACAAAAUAACGUACUACCGGUAAAUGUUAUAGAUAAAAGUGAUUUAAAUUAAUACACCCUUAGGACCACCUUAAUUGGAAUGGAUUUCAAUUUCCCUUUCACGGGCUAUGGGGAGAAAAACAGAACAUUCUUCUUCAACACAAUCAUAAAAAAGAAUUUUGGAUUUUUACCAAUAAAUGUGCAAAUAAGCUUUAACACGAAAACGAGGCUCCCCCUGGGCAGCGCAGGAGCCUCGUUUUCAUGUAGUAAAUCAAUUUUUCUCAUUUCUUCAAACAAAAAUUGCUUCAAAGCUUAAAUUGUGUGAAACGUAAUUUUCCAAAUAUAUGCAUUUGAAAAUUGAAAUCUUGCUUUAAUAUCCUCAGUGUGUGCUUAUCCCACUCCUGACAAACAGCCAUAUUUUUGAGAUCAGUGAGAGGAGGCCCACCCAUGAACCAUAGUCACGCGCCCGCGAUCAUUUAUGAACUUUAGACUUCGCUAAUGCUUUCCUUUCCCCGGGAGGCUGUAAAUAGCCGGGUGGAAUUAGUAUCCUCGCCCCGGGCUAACGCCCGGAACGGCGCUUCGCAUUGAAGAAGAAGAACUAAUAUAAGUAAAUCUAAAGGAGAGCAAAUUAAUUUGAAGACUGAAAUUACUAACAGUUUGAAGUAAAAACAGUUCAUCGGCAAAACAGUUUAGUUAUUAAAAUGAAGUACAUUUCAAAACAUUUUACGAAGCGAUUCAGGGUUAAAUUUUACAUUAAAUCAAAGCUCACAAAAUCAUACCUACAGUACAUAUUUUGGAAAUUCAUUGUUGUAUAGUUAAAAGCAAUAAUCUUUCAAUUGUUUUUGCCGUGUUGCACAAAAGUAUAAUAAAAAUAAGUAUCCGACGAGUCGUCCCCAGUCAUCUUUGUGAGCACGCGCGGGCGACGCGUGGCGAAUUGGAAAGCGCUUCUUCCUGGUAGAAUGACAAAUUAUCGGCCAUAAUGCAGCUUGAUAGGCUAAAGUGAAAAACGAAAAUGUUGCUUAAUGUACUUAGGAAAUAUUUCUUUAAAAAUCUUGUCUGGAUGGAGUUUUCUUCUCUGAACUUUUAAAACAAAUAGACCUUAUAGACGUGCAGAAAUACAUAAACUAAAACAGCGGGUUAAAUUGGUUAGUGCUAAUCCAAAUUUGAACAACCGGCCCCUGUAAUGUAUGUACUCUAAUUUCCACAGGUAUUUUCGUUAUGCAGCGGGUGCAUUGUUAGUGUAUAAUAUUGCAAAACGUUCGACAUAUGAGGGUGUGGAAAGAUGGCUGAAGGAGCUACGAGACCAUGCUGACAGUAAUAUUGUCAUCAUGUUAGUUGGCAAUGAAUGUGAUCCGCAGCAUCUUAGGGAGGUCCCAACUGACGAGGCUAAAGCCUUCGCAGGUAAUUUGCUUCAGAUUUCCACUUGACAAUCAUCUGAGUAUGCCAGGUUUUUUCCAGAUGUUUUUUUUACCAUAACUGCCUCGCCCUAAUAUAGAUUAUUUAUUCAGCAAGAUACCUUCUGAUUGAUCAUCUUUUAAUAUAAGUGUGACUUAUAACUGGGAUCCUCAAACAAACUUUUCCAUUGUUUAGUUGUGAAAAUAUGCCGAAUAAAACCAUCAUAAUAUAGAUGGAGCCAAUAUGUAGGUUUAUAACUUACAAUUCAGUUGUAUUUUUUUUAGAAAAGAACAGUCUAUCUUUUAUUGAGACGUCAAUCGUAGAUUCAACAAAUGUUGAACAAGCUUUCCAAAAUAUUUUAACAGGUAAAGCUCUUUACUUCAUCAGAUUAUUAUUUUACAGAUAAUCGUUGUGUUCUAGUUGGAUAUACCCUUAUCAAAAGUAUGUUCGCUAUGCAGCAUUGAUUUUGUUAUUGAGACUUUACAAUCUUCAAUUAUCUUAUAACAAGUAACAUGUUUACACCAUCUCUCUUAACUAUUUUAUAAAUAUCUUGAUACAGAGUUUGUAACUUGAAAGAACUGAAUGUUCUUGAAUUUGAAAACAAUAAUUCAAGGCCUUGAAUGUCUUGGAAUUUAUAAAGAAGUGCUUGAGAGUCCUUAAAUUCUUCUUGCUUUAGUUUAUGGAUAUUUUCUGAAAUUGUUUGACAUUCAAAACGGACAUUUUGUUGAAUUGAUUUUGUUUGUUUAUAUCUGAGAAAGCUGUUUGAAAUUCAUUAAAGUUGCGUGUUGAACAAUUCAACGUCAGAUUUUACUGAUUUCUAACCCCUUCUCUUCAGUAUUUAGUCAUUGAAUUUGCUGAUACAUGGCCUUGAAUGUCCUUGAAAAGUUCUUGAAUUUGACUUUCUCUGACAUGUACAAACCCUGUUGAUAAGAAUUUGAUUUUGAUACUCGAUCACAAGGCUCUAUAGUAUGGGCUCUAGUUCAUAGUACAUGUGCUGACCAACUUUCUCUAAUCUAUUUUGCAGAAAUCUAUCACAUUGUAUCACAGAAACAAAUCAGUGAUACUCCUUCAAGCAACCACCCUAGCAACAACGUACAGACGAUUUAUGUUGCGCCCACAACAGACUCUGACAAGAAAAAAGUGAAUUGUUGCAAUGCUUGAACAACGUCCGUAGCAUCAUAGAAUUCCAAUUACGUUGAAAUUAAACCAAAAACAUCCCCUUUUUACGAUCAAUCAAAUGUUCAUACCCUUCAAUACAGCAUCUUAAAAUACGAUGUUAUAAUUAUAUAGAAAAUGUGAAAAAUAUAAAUAUUUAACCAAGUAGAUUUUGCAUACGAAACUAAUUUGUGAUAACAUAAGAAAUUUGAUUCCACUUGUUAUUAUAUCAUUGAAUUAUUUUGUCUUUUAUGUAAGUUUUGUUUGUAGUAAUAUGGUAUAUUUGUAGAACAAUGUUGUUGGCUGGUGUUUAUUUGUGGUUAGAUUAUUUUUUAAGGCCUUACAUAAGAGCAGGGGAUAUGUGGCAUAAGGGCAGAAUGUUUUAGUUUGAGGCCCAUUUACACAGGCAGUUUUUGCAAUUAUCGUUUUCUGAGUGGAGGAAUUGUGGAUGUUCAGAUAAAAGAUACAUCCACUCAGAACAUUCCUAACUCCCCUUGUUCACAUGCAUCCCAAGAAGAAACUUGUACUAGAAGAAAUUGCAGCAAAAAUUGUCACUGAUAUGUAUUGACGAACUAUCCGGGGGGAGGGGGGUUCGCACAAAAACGGAAAGAAUUUGCCAAGAAAAAGCAAAGAAAAAUACCUUUAAAAUUUAAAAUUCUAUAAAAAGUUCCAGCUCAAGCAGAAAAUCCUUGCUGAAAAUCCCCCUGGUUUAUAUUAUCAAAGUUUCUGUGAUCACAGUAAAAGUAUAAAAGCGUUUAUAAAUUUAGUGAAUAUUUAUGAGCAG
This is a messenger RNA of Paramuricea clavata, 7432 nucleotides long. NCBI's taxonomy places the organism in Eukaryota, Metazoa, Cnidaria, Anthozoa, Malacalcyonacea, Plexauridae. The record is from the annotation of a GenBank genome assembly.